UAUGAAGUAAAAUUAGCGGUCAAUUGGCUUCCAAAAGAUUCAAAUUUUGAAUCCCAUCAAUUUCUUCAAACAAGCAAAUGGUGAGAUCACUUUUAAGGUUUCUUGCUUCAUCUCCUCUUUCCCAUUGCCAUUUCCUCUUUCCCAUUGCCGAUGCUUAUCCUUAUCUUUAUCUUUUUACUUCUCUGAAAAUUGAAGCCCUAAUCAACGUUGUUGCUUCUCCCCUUAUAUUUUACUUCCUCCCCACAUUACUGGACUCACAAUUCCAUUCAAAUUUUGAAUUUCAAAAUGUCUGCAAAGAGAGUACUUGAGAGAUAGAGAGGGAAUCCACAAGGGAGAGAACGAGAAAGAGAGAGAGAAAUGCGGUUGGUUCUAAUGAACGGAUCUACUUUGUAUGCCUGAAAAUCGGUGACCCUUGGUGGCAACAGUGAUGCAGAAGCUAUCGUAGCAGACGGAAUCAAGACCAGACGACGCUACCAUAAUCGUCUUCGACUGAUUCUCUUCAAGGGUUUGGACCUCUUUGUAUUGGAACCCCCAAUCAGUCGUCGACUCGUCGUUUCCUUUAUCCCCGGUUUCUUAUUCGCAAAAGGUAUGUUUCAACUUUUUUAGGUUUUUAUUGUUUCAUAUUGUUAAUCGCCUAUUUCAAAGUACACACUUUUUUAGUUUUUUGUUUAUUUAUCACAACUUGCAAUCCGAUUAGAUUAUGGAUCUAAAGGAUUCGACCAUGAUGCUGCCAUUCUUUUACCAAGUUUGUUGUGACCUUUAUGUGUUUGGUUAAGAUUUGUCUCAUACUCUUGAUGCGAUUUUGAUUUGUUUGAACUUGUGUGGUUGUACAUGUUAGAUUUGUUUAAAAUUAACUCAAAUUGAAGGCAUAAAAAACUUUUGCUGUUCAAUUACAAUUUAACAAUGAUGAAAUUUUCAUCACAUAUAUCCCCCCGAGACAAAACCAUUGACUUUUGCAGAGUCACGCCAAAGAUUAAAGGAGUUAAUGGGCUACACCCUUGAGCUCAAAUCGUCUCAAAUUCUCCAUGAACAAGCAAGUCGGGGUUUAUUCAUAGAUGGUAAGCAUAUGGUGGCUACUGUGGCUCGGUAACAGCACUCUACCCAAGUGUAAUCUACUCUCCUGCAUAUUACCAUUACAUCUCUGGAUACCCAAGAGUCGAUGCACAAAACCUGUAUCUUAUAACCCAUUACGAUGGAACUGUAAUUAACGGUCAACCUUGGGGUACUGCUGGUGAAAGUACUGAACCAUGUAGAGGAUAAAAAUAGCAUAAAACAUGUGGAUAUUUGACAACUGCUUACUAUGCUGGAGACGUAUGCAUUUUAUCUUAACCCAUGUUAAUGGUUGUAAUAGUAUUUGUUUAAAAUUAAAAGAUUUUUAUUUUUUAGGUGCAAUAUCAAUUUGAACAGUUUAUUGACAAAGAAUGAUGAUUAUGUGGUUUUUGAACUGAGGAGGUUGUUUCUGCAAGUUCUGGUAUGUAGGAUUCUUUCUAUAUGCAUAGAUUUGUAAUUCUUUAUAUUAUGUUUUACUGGUGUCACAAAUAUUGGAGCCCCAAGGAAAGUGUUCUGACUUUAUUCAACAAUCACAAAAUAAUGUAUUUUGGUAGACUCAAAUCAGUAUAACUAAAAAAUGUAAUGUUACGAGACUUUACGAGCUAUAUACUAAACCAAGUAGAUUGAUCAUCAUGAGUUUGGUGUUUCAGUUGUUGUCUUAGUGUUUUGAUCAUUUUGACAUCAUUUUAAAAAUUAGUGGGUCAAUUUAGGUUAUGUUUAAUCUAUAUUUAUCUAAAAGGUUAAACGAGCAGAUCUAUUUACCAAAUAGCUUUGUAGAAUAAACGGGUUGAACGGGUCGGAAUAUACUAAAUUGUAUUUUGAUUACAUAAAACCUAUUAAGUAUUAUUUUUAGAGAGUUAAAAUAUAUAAAUUGUGUCAUAAUAUAGUGUUCGAGUCAACUUAAUACGCCCAUUUUGCCAUCUCUCUCUCUCUCUCUCUUUUUAGUUUGACAUGCACACUUAAGGAAGUAGUUGUGUUGACUUGGAUUGCAAUCUCAUUUUGAAGAAUAGUUGUUCAUUAUCGAGUAACAUGCUUAUUUCCAACUAAUUCCAUAAGGUUCAUUUAUUUUAUCAAUAAAGGAAUGAAUAUGUCUAUUGUUUUCUGGGAAUGGUCUUGAAUAAUAUGUGGUGUCAUAAGCAAAAAACCUUUAGGAUGCAGAUUUUGUGAAUUUAUAACAAAUCCAGAGAUGCUGGUAAGAUGGAUUUUGAGCAAAAAGACUAGAACAUUACUCAAGCUAAAUCAUUGAAAACUAAGUGGAAAGGGUCACAUAAGGUGCACACAUCUUGACAAAUUAUUCUCUAUUUUUAUUUCCAAGCUUUCUAUUCUUGAAUGUCUAAAGGUGCACACGUUUAGAUAACUAUACCUCUAAAUUACUUAUAAUUAAUUUAUAUACCUUUCAGGUGUAAUUUUUAUUUAUUUCCUUUUUGAACGAUUAAAUGGCAUAUGUGAUCUCUACAAGGUGCCGCGGAAGUUGGGCAAAUUGGAGCACCAGCUAGAAGGGAAAUUGGUCAUAUGGUACACUUGCAGAAAGAACUAUAUGUGUUGAGAGCAACAUGACCAAAAGUAAUGGAUCUUCUAGGGGUGUCUGUUAUUAGGUUUAUUAUAAAAAAUGGUUCCUAUUUGUCCGGUUUGCAUAUGAACUGCAUAUGAACCGACCAAAUUCAAAGUAUUCUGAUUUGUUAAAACCGCGUGUACACGCGAGCUCUAACCUAGUAAUAGUAUAUAAUGUAAAAGAAUUAAUAUAAUAUAAAUCGGUUAAAUGGGUCAACCAGACCCGUUUAGCUAAACCGUUUCACAAGUUCAAUGAAACUGAUCCGAAUUUAUUCAGACUAAACCCAAACAUAAGUUCAGAAAAAAAAAAAAAAAAAAAAAACCCUCAUGAUACAACAUACAACAAGCUAAACUACAAGGAUCAAAGUGUAAACAACCAAAACAAAUAGCUUUCCCGGCCAUCAAUCAAUCCUCACCGGACUGAAACAAUGCUCCGAACAACAAUAACCGCUCUACUUCACCCCACCACCAAGCUCCACCCUCCACCUCUCACCACCAUCUUCAACCGGACACCACUCCGGUUUAUCCUCCCCCAAACCUACACUCCACUAACCAAACCAAUCUUAUCCAUCAACACAACUCUGUCCUCUCAUGCAAUUACUCAAACUUCAUCCGAACAACAGCUGUUUGAUCUGGACCGCACUUAUUUAUCUUGUUCCAUGCCGAACAGCGAGCGCCCGCUCAAAGUGGCGGUUCUUCUCAGCGGCGGCGUUGAUAGCAGCGUCGCGCUUCGUCUUCUCCACGCUGCUGGUCACUCCUGCACUGCUUUUUAUUUGAAGAUAUGGUUUCAGGAAGAUUUUGAAAACUUUUGGUCGCAAUGUCCCUGGGAAGAUGAUUUGAAGUACGCAAAAGCUGUUUGCAAUCAGGUUGAUGUACCACUGGAAGUUGUACACUUGACAGACGAAUAUUGGGACAAAGUGGUAUCUUACCUUAUUGAAGAGUAUAAAUGUGGCCGUACGCCUAACCCAGAUGUUCUUUGCAAUACAAGAAUCAAAUUUGGUGCAUUCAUGGAUGCCAUAAGUAACAUGGAUUUCGAUUAUGUUGCUUCUGGUCAUUACGCAAAAGUUGUUCACACUGUUACAAAAGAUAACGAUGCGCUUUCGUUUCUGGAACUCUCAAAGGAUAUGGUGAAGGAUCAGACCUACUUUCUUUCGUAUCUGUCACAGGCUCAGCUUAAACGACUUGUACUUCCCCUUGGAUGUAUUCCAAAGGAUGAAGUCCGCAAGCUUGCACAAAAAUUUGAUUUGCCGAAUCAAGAUAGAAAGGAUUCACAGGGUAUAUGCUUUCUCGGGAAGAUUAAAUUCAGCGAAUUUGUUGCAAGACAUAUUGGGGAAAAAGAAGGUAUAAUAUUGGAAGCUGAAACAGGGGAUUUUUUAGGGUCCCACAGAGGCUUUUGGUUUUACACGAUUGGUCAACGCCAAGGUUUGAAACUUGCGGGUGGGCCGUGGUAUGUCGUUGAGAAAGAUGUUAAAAAUAAUGUGGUGUUUGUAUCGAGAAACUAUUAUUCUGUUGACAAAAGAAGACGAUCGUUUCAUGUUGGAUCAUUUAGAUGGAUUAGCGGAUCUCCUCCUCGCCACCUCAACCAGUUGAAAUGCAAGGUUCGCCACGGUCCCGAUUUCUACAACUGCACUUUGCAUAUGGAACUUACUGAAGACGGGACCGAAAUCGGCACUGUUCAGUUACCUGAAGAUGAUCAGGGUCUGGCGGCAGGCCAAUUCGCAGCAUUUUAUGAAGAACAGGUUUGUGUGGGGUCAGGUGUGAUCUUGGAAUCAUGGGACGAUAACGGGUUUCCUGUUUGUGAAAAGGCCCGCGAAAUUGCAAACCUGGAAGAUAAAUCUAAGCUCGGUAAACCCGUCAAGAUUAAGCCAAGACCUGAAGAUUGUUUGAGGAAUUCGGUUUUGACCAUGUGAGAUUAGUUUAGUUCCAUAUUAUAUUUUGGUGUAUAUGUGUAAGCUGUAUGCAUUUUUUGAUCUGUUGGAACAAUUAUAUUCUUAUAUAUAUUAAAAGGCUGUUUUGUCAA
Helianthus annuus (common sunflower) is the source of this 4621-nucleotide messenger RNA. Its product is annotated as tRNA-specific 2-thiouridylase MnmA. NCBI's taxonomy places the organism in Eukaryota, Viridiplantae, Streptophyta, Magnoliopsida, Asterales, Asteraceae. The record is from RefSeq and is a predicted model, not a curated record. The transcript is spliced from 11 exons. Gene Ontology annotation, molecular function: sulfurtransferase activity. Bases 3030 to 4511 code for a protein of 493 amino acids. Gene Ontology annotation, biological process: tRNA processing.